Molecule: messenger RNA, 1073 nt
Organism: Spodoptera exigua (beet armyworm)
Lineage: Eukaryota; Metazoa; Arthropoda; Insecta; Lepidoptera; Noctuidae
Source: the annotation of a GenBank genome assembly
AUGGCAGGGAUGAGCACGCCACUACAAGACCCGAGGGACAAUGAUCACCAGGUCAACGUCCCACUUGUAGGUACGCACGGGAGAGGUGGCAGUGAUGUCAGCCCGGCCAGUAUAUAACUGCGCACGAGUAGCUCACCGCAACAUUUCACGAGUUAUCUCAGGCGACGAGCACGAGCCCGACUCAUUUUCCUCAAAGAACAUGUCGUUCCGGAAUUAUAUGAUCGCAGCGGCGCUGGCCCUGGCCGCUACUCUAGUGUCGGCCAAGCCUAGCGGCAUGUCGCUACCGAUAGCAGUGAACAAAGCCGUGUGCAGGACAGUAGUGGAAAAAGACGAAGACGGAGACAGAAUCCCGAGAACGAUCAAAGUCAUCAAGUGCGCCGCGGACCCGUACGAGAUGUGUCCGGCCGCCAAGGGCAAGAGCAUGCGCUGCUGCGGCGCCUUCCCGCUGGCCAGCGGCGCGCAGUUCUCGUGCACGGAGGUGCAGGACUCCGUGCUGGUGAUGAAAGCGAAGACGUUCCGCCCCUACGUCAUCAACGUGCCAGUCGGCUGCUCCUGCAUCCGGCACAGCGUCAGCACCGCCGCCGAGUGACAGACAGACAGACAGACUUACAAAGGUAACUGGUGUUCCAAGUGUUUGUUGUGCAUCACGACGGCAGAUCUCAUUGCACAGGGUAGAGUUGCGUUGUGACGUAACCGUUCUAGUUAUUGUUUAUGUUGACUAAUUCAUAAAAUGGCUAAAGUAUAAAGCGGAUGUAAAUAUAGCAUAGUCUGCUUAGGUUCCUAGUUGAGUGGCGGAUCAGCUCACGGUGAUAGUAAAUAGAAAAUAUUGUAAUUUAUUUUAUUAUUUCCACUAUUUGUGUUUCUACCUGCAUCUACAACAACUAAUUAUAUAUCUCAUUUGUAAAAAUGCUUGUUUUGUAAGCUCCACGGCUUUCACAACGUGUAUUUACAUGUGUAAUAACAAUUUCGUUUGUAUUUCCACUAUUAUGACUAUAUUAUUCAAAACGUUUCUUAUAUUGCUAGUUGCUACAUUAUUGAAGUGUGUUCUGUAGUUUGUGUAGGUAGUAGUUUGG